AACAGGAAAAAAAUUCAACAUUUUGGAAAGUCUACUCAGCUUUUGCUUUUCCCCCAAGGGAAUCAGCCAACAAAUCUAGACGAUAUGGGAUAUAUCGUUGUUCUGUAAUGUUUUACCACACUGCUUUUUGUUGCAAACAACACAGGAAAACGAUGUUAAUGAUGUGCGUACUACGCGAAAUGUCAUUCAACAUUCACCAAAGCCUUGUACAAGCAAUGCCGAGUAUGCAAAGCAUGCACAUGUUUUCAAGAUCUUCAUUACAAAUACGUUGAAUUAUAUAAAUGAUGAAGGUUUAAAGGCAGUCAUAAACGAGCAAGUACAAGAAGCAGAACGACCCGUAUCAAAACAAACAAUUGAAUUGUGUAAAUAUUUUCACAACAGUUAUAUCUCCAAAGCUGACGACGUGAAGGAGCAAAUAGAUAAAAAGCAUGAUAUUAUUGUGGAGCAAUUUCAAGAUUUGAAGACACUUAUUGCCACAUUCUCAAAAGAUUCGCAGUCGAAACUUAAACCACCAGAUCUAGCCAGUUUUAAACUACUACUGAAAGGAUGUAGUCAAGAUGAAGAAAAAAAAUAUAUCCCAAAUCUUAGUUCGAAUUUUUGGAGAAGAGUUAAAAAAGAAAAUCAGCACCUUGCCAGAUGAUACAUGUGAAGCGCUUAAAGAUGUUGUUGAGAAACUUGUCAAGCGUUUUCAAGAGAAAGUUGACCCGAUAGAAGCCAAGUAUGGGUGUGUGUGUAUCUUCACCCGGUUUUACGACUUUGUAUCUUACAUGAGCUUUUUAGACGAUUUGUUAAAUGGAAAACUAACAGAAAUGUUACAUCCGCUUCAAGAUACUUUAAGAAGCUGCUUUGGAGUUGAAGACUUACUAAUAGAGUUUGUCAUACACGAAGAUGAGUUCUUGGAUUGCAUCGAAAACACAGUAAACUGCUUGAAGAAUGUGAUGAAAACGACACACGUGAACGACCAUUAUGGCAAUACGUUUCCUGACAUUGCUGAACAGAGCAUAGUACAACUAGACGAACCAGCUACAGAAGGGCCAGACAUUUUAAUGACGACUUUUUACACUGAGCUUGACAAGAACAGCAAUUUAACUCUAUCCAAAAAUGAUGCAUACAAAUGUGGACAUAUUCUACAAUAUGCUAUAGAAACAUUUUUAUUUGAUAGGUAUCGGUCGCUCCCGAUGGAGGCAGAGAAAGGCAACAUUCAGACAAGAAAACAAUCAUCCGAAAACUUAGAUCAGGAGCAAUUUCCUCCAGGAAAGGCAGAAGUGGACAAUCUUUCAAAAAAUCAAAGUUUAGAUGAAGCCCUAAUGCCGAAAGUGACAAUUACAUGGAGAGACUGUUUACAAAGAAGGGAUGUAUCAGCAGCAAUUACGUUAAUCCAUCAAGGCGUUACGCCUGAUUCGUAUUCUACAUUUGAGCAAGCAAUUCAGUUGCUUUCGUCGGCGAAAGAAGCUCAGAGAGAGUUGUGUAAAGUGGUAUGUGACAACAUACAGCAAUUCCGAAAAGCUGAAAACAUGUAUGUCGUUUUUGACUAUACGUCUCAAAAACCUUUGAUUGUAGCUAUACCACUAUCCGACAAUAAGGACAUAUUGGGGUACCCCUUGCUUUCAAAAGAUAAGUAUGCCAUUGGUGACGAAGAUCGAAGUGUGAGAGAAAAAGAAAUAAAAAACAAAAAACGUAUUCUUACCAGAGAGUCUGAAAAAAAAAUGAACGCGGCGGUGCGAAGUGCUCAAAGACGUUUUCACGAGUGGCCAAACUUUUCAAGAAUAUCGCACAGUUUUUACAGAUCUAAAGGAUAUAAAACCGAUGAAAGUUUACUGGAAGAAAAGGAAUGCAUCGUAUUGUAUGUUUUUGUCAAGGGAUUGAUUCCAAUCGGUUGGGAUCCCUUUCCGAAAGAAUUUGAAGGAUACGAAGUUGAUGUCAGAGAAUCAAUGCCCAUAAUACUGUUCCUCAAGCCAAUCAGUUCUGAGAUGUUAUGCAGCCAUUGUGGAACGCUUCAAAGUCCAGUUCCUGGGCGUACUGAUGAGCUUCUUGCGUUGACUGCAGGGCACGUCAUACUUUCUACAGAUGAAAGAGAUGACAAGACAAGACCGGUUUAUACCAGGAAAAAGAGUAAAGGGUACCGACAAUUACAGGAGGAUUCAGAUAUUGAAAUAGUUUUUGGAAAUGUUAAGAUAAAUGAGGAAGGUGACGAAGCAUUUGCUGAUGUAGCAGUCGUUCAACUGAAAACUUCUUUAGCACUAAAACUCACGGAAACACGUUGGGAUGAGCUAGGUUUUAUAAGAAACCCUACAUUCGACAGUCAUGUAGAUAAAUGUUUCGAUGUAUAUAACGGUGACAUCGUCAUGAAAUAUGGAGAAAGCACACAACUAACUCUAGGCCGAGUAAGAUACACUUGCAAUGGGUAUAAAGGAAGACUCAGUAUGAUCGAGAUAGAACCAUAUGGAACGAAUAGGAAGUUUUCUGAGCCAGGAGAUUCGGGUGCGUAUGUGUUUGCUUUAAAUAGAGACAUAUUUGGAAAACAAACCCAGAAAGAUGAACGUUUUGCUGGGGGACAAGAUGCUUUUCUCAUAGGAAUUGUCCACGGUGGAAAUGAAGAUAUCUUUUAUUGCACAAAUAUGAUUGCAAAUAUUGCGGGAUUGCGACUAUAUACAAACUUAAUACAAUAAUGAUGCCCAAGUUUAUUUUGGAUAUACUAAUUCUAACUAGGAUGGAAACCAUUAUUGACUAUGACGAGGCGGAGCUGUUGUAUGGUGGAUAUUACAUAUACCCUCAUAGUAUAUACCGAUAAAGCUACAGUUUAGUGAUUAAUAAUAACGUUAAUGAUUUACAUAUUUUCCAUUAUUUCCGUCCAAGUCAUUUAUAAAUUCAGGAAUAUCUUCUUCAGAUAGUUGUGCAUAGAUGAUAUGAAUUUUAGGUCUGUAUAUAUUUAAUGCGUAUGGCAAAAUUGAAGAUUUAAAAGAACAGGAACGCACGGUCGGCUCAUCAUCUUAAAUUUUCUUUAACAAAAACGUUAAACGCUCUUCUUCCACGUUUAUCUAUCAAAUGCCCCGGUACGUCACAUAUUGCGUUGACGUUGAUACAACAUGGCGUAAUUGGACUUAAAAGCGAAGGCGGUCAAAACAAUUUGCGCUGGAUUCGGGAAACACCGACACACACAAUGAAAAUGAUGACAGAGGCGAAGAUGAAGCAGCUUUUUUGCCGUGCAUUAGAAUUAAAGUGGCAACAACGUUUUAAAGAAGGGUCAUAUUCCAUAGAAGACCAUAAGGUGUAGUGCUGAUGGGUAUGAACCAGCCGCCUGAUUAGCUAAGUUGAACAGAACGCUGUGCUAGUGUUUCGGCGGUCGUGGGUUCGAGCACCGCACCGAGCCAACUUUCUCCUCCAAGGCUUACUUUACUGGGAAGAAAAUGGGAGAAGACGGAGGUAACGAUGUUGAUGACGUCGAUGAAGAACGUAAUCGGUGGGGAUCUCAGGAUGAAGUGUUCUUCGCAAAGGUUAUUCGAAGAGAACUGGGGCAUGCGAUCGCUAAUUAGACCCAGUUUAAGAUGAGCCUGUAAGACUUGGAACCCAAUACUCGCAAGAUCUCCCGCCAAUUUUGCCGUACAUUAUUCCUAGAAAUCAAGAGGCAGCUUAAAGGACGUCGUUUCAUUCCCUCCAUUAACUGCAAGUAAAUGUGCACAAUUCGAUAUCCACGUUCUGAAGGGAUUGGAAUUUGGACGAGUUUACGCUGUCGAUAAAACGCAAUGAAAAGUGUGUCUGUGCUUGUGCAAAAGACUCCAAAAAUAUGAGCACAACGUCAAUGACGUUAUUGGCUUGCGCCGUUCGGGUUCAAUCAUAAGCCGCUAGUUCAGUGAAACAUACAUGUAUUGCUAUGAUUAUCCACAACACAUUCAAGAAGAUAUUCGUGAAUGAUUUGUAUGUAAGCUUUCUAUGUUCUAUGUGCACUAAUAUUUGAGUUAUUUGAACCCUCGUAGGUAUAAGAUUUUAGAUAUAAGCAGAUAAUUGAUAUACGCGUGGUGUAAUACAACUGAAACAGUAUUUUUUUUAAUUUAUUUUUCAGUCAUGUCAAUGAAA
Mya arenaria is the source of this 4074-nucleotide messenger RNA. RefSeq lists its product as uncharacterized. Bases 558 to 2669 code for a protein of 703 amino acids. The transcript has 10 exons. Lineage: Eukaryota; Metazoa; Mollusca; Bivalvia; Myida; Myidae. The record is from RefSeq and is a predicted model, not a curated record.